Messenger RNA from Tigriopus californicus, 4525 nucleotides. RefSeq lists its product as uncharacterized. Lineage: Eukaryota; Metazoa; Arthropoda; Copepoda; Harpacticoida; Harpacticidae. The transcript has 6 exons. Bases 1841 to 4525 code for a protein of 894 amino acids. The record is from RefSeq and is a predicted model, not a curated record.
UAAUCAUGUGAAAAGAUGUGUUUAGUUGAUAAAAGUGCUGCAUACAAGCAAUGACAAAUCGCCCAAAAGACAAAAGUACUCACUUCGUUAUUGGCUCAAGGAACAAAAAUUGACGAUUUCAAAACAUAGCAAGGAUCCCAUGAUGACCUUGUGAGAAAUCCAGCUAAACAUUGCUUUCGUUUUUUAACUCCUUAUGUUAAGUUAAUCAACCGUCUUCUUGCACUGAAGGGUGCAAAACUGACGAAGUGCGUAUAUGUAUUAUUACACUUCCCCAUACUUAAUCAUAACCAGAACACAUAAUUUGUCUCAACUCAGUCAGUCUCUUUGAUCAUCCAUUUUUUCGAUGCAUCUUUUUCUUCCAAGUUGUAUUCUUCAUUUGCUCAGACAAGCUUAAAAAUGAAUUGGUGCCCUUUUGUUAUGAGAUUGCAAAUGCAUCGUCGAGUCAGAGUCAGUUUUAUAUAAAUGCUGACUCAGGUAUAGUGCAUCUUGUUUGUCUUUUGUGUUGAAGGGCGAUUUUCGGAUUUUGCUACAUUUUCCCAUGUUCUGACGGGAUAUUUUUGGACCCUCCAAUGCCUCCAAGAUGAAGGCUCCAAAAACAUUGUUUGCCCCAACACUUGGCCAUCGUCUUGAGUCUGCUUUGGCACACCCCUUUCUACUCUGAGGGCCAAAAACAAACGGCCCAUUACAUAGCACUCAAACGUCGAUUUCCUGUUUGGGGAGGUGCUUUCCUUUAUAGUUCCUCAUUUCCUCUGGUUUUUCCCUGCUUCCAUAGAGUUCCAGUUCCUCGUCAGAAUAUUUCCCGCCAGCUGAGUUCAGUACACUUCCUUGCUGCGCGAGCAAGGCCGACGACCUUCGUUGCCGUCUGGGCAAGGCCACUGGGCCUUUAAGACGGGAGGAAGAAUGUGAGCGUCUUCUCCGCAGGAUAAGGUCGGACUUUUUUCUAACCAUUAUCCGGAUGAUCCCUCCCUGUGCGAUUACGUGGACAAUACUCUCAGGCCUGCACUCUAGCACUGCUUGAUGGCUCUAAUGAGGCGCGCAAGAAUUUUGCAGACUAACGUUAUCUCAAGGCCGAGGUUGUUGAUUUAAAGAGCAAUUGGCGAGAACACCGAGGACAUCUUCAUCGGGGGCAUUUCUCAGAAUCAAGGAUUUAACCAACUAGCACAUUCUUCCUUUGAUUUCCAGCUCGAGAAUUCAAUGAAUCUCCUUCCCAAGCUGAGAAACGAGCUACCAAUGUGGGUUGGGUUCGAGCUUGGAACUCCAUAGGAGAAGGAAGAAGUGAGUGGGUGAGGGAAGGAGGAGGAGGAGGUGGAGGAUAGAGGCCAAUUUUCCUCCGUUCAUGUCAAGCCGACCUCGUUGGAUGGCAACAGCAGACCACACCACUCCUUGCACAUCCACAAGCUCGCACAACGGACUGCAAACCGAGGCUGCGAGAGGGAGAGAAAGAGAGAAAGAGAGAACGAAAGAAAGAAAGAAAGAGUGGGAGAGAACGAGGAAUGGGAACUGGAAGUGGAACCAGGGUUUGGGACACGCACACUCCUCUCCUUCUCGCUCUCUCUUCCCUCUUCCCUCUUCUUUUCUGUCUCACUUUCUUCUCUUGUACUGUCUGUGACUUAUUCCACACAUAUACAUACGUACACCCAUUGCGGGGCCUCUUGUUGUGGCGGAUCAGUGGUGGAGAUCAUCAAAUAUUUUCUCGGUGCUAGUUCCUUGGAAUUGGGAAGGUCAUCUUUUCGGUGACCGAGGAGAAACCGUUCCUCCCACAAUAAAAUUCAUGAACUCAUACUGCCAAGGGAGACAGGUGUCUUGGGUUUGAGUUUCGACCACUGUGAUAGACGUCAACAUGAAACGCAAUCGGAUGGAGGUGACCCGAGUGAAUGUGGCUGAGGCUCAUCAUCCCAAAGAUGAGGCUGGAUCUCCGGCCUCCUUGGGCAAUGCCAUCACUCCCAAGUUAAAUUUGAGUGCAGUUCGAAACGAAUUGGAGUUCUUGGAAACGAUUGAUGAGGCAGGGCACAUCUAUUACGACCCGGGAUACAUUCAAAACGCCAUCAGGCGCUAUGAAACCUUCUGGAUUCCAUUCAUCAAAGAGCAUUCCGGAGAUACCGUGGCCAAAGACUUGAAUGUGGCCCCACCUUUGGAUGUCCAUUGGGUUUGGCAUUGCCACAUGCUUUGUCCAACCAAGUACAAAACUGACCUUGAGAGAACGCAACUAGGGCGGUUCAUUCAUCAUCAACCCUUGGACUCGAUCACCUUACAGACACUAAGAAACCACACCCAAAAAUUGUGGGAGCGACAGUUUCCAAAGGAACCCUUCGACUUCCUCUCGGUCGAUCCUUUGAAGGUGCCAGAGGGGGUGCCCUUCGAAACCAACUUCAGCUACGAUAUCCUAGCAGCUGCCCUCAGACAAAGAUCUUUCUUCUAUCAAGUAUCAUUGCCUCAUUACCGUCUCAAGAGCUUCAUAGGAAAGAACUUCAUGCGCUAUCAAAUGUACCUCAAACUCAAGCAGAGAAACCCAAACACGUUCCUUGUCCCAUGUUAUGACAUCGACAUCAUUUGGCACACGCACCAAGUGAUACCGGCCGAUUAUCAAAACGACACCAUUACCAUCCUCGGCUCCAUUUUACCCCACGAUGACUCGGUUAACGAUCGUAGUCCUGGAUCCAAACUCAACAAUGCAGAUACGGAAACCAGAACUCUCUGGAGAGAUAAUUUCGGUAUGGACUUUGCCCAGCCAGGAGCGAUGUAUCGAGGACCGACAGCCAAAGGACGAUUACUGUCUUUGACCCAAGAGUUCCAGAGGUCUCUACAUACAGGCACAAUGGAUGUCAUAAUUUUCCAUUCUUUCGAAUUCGAGGCCGAGAAAGAUCUGAAAGCCUCGGAAAAGUACGAGUACAUUCUUCGAGUAUUCACGCUGAAAAGUGAUCUGGGAGGAAAGUGCGAACGUCGGAGGAAAUAUGCCAUGAAAUUGAAAGGAGAGCGGACAGAGUCCAAUGUGAUCAAAUUUGUUAAUCCAGCGGAGUGUCUUACCAUCCCCGAAGGCUGUGACGGGGAAAUCGAGUUCGAGGUCGAGCGCCGCUCCAAGACGCAAAAACCCUCCAUCUUCUCUUGCUUGGGAUUCUCCACCCAAGACAAGUCCAUUGGGGAAUCCAGAAAGACGCUAAUAUGUAAGGACUUGAAAGUGGGAGACAAUCCGGUGAAAAAAUCGCUUUACCCAGGUGGGAUCCUCACUGGGUUUGUGGUCCGAAAAAGCGACACGCACCAAGAUAUGAUGAAGAAGCUCUACAUCGCCGAGGGCAGCUACUACGAUUGUGUGAUCCCCGAGAAUAUCGAGAACAUGUGGGGACCAAUUCCAUUAGAAAGAUUACCAGAGGGUGUCGACAAUCACUGCAAAGCUGUCACACACGGGAUUUACGAUCCCAAUGGCCUGAAAAUGUUUUCGGUCUAUUUGAUUCAUUCCUUGCCGCUGGAGAUGUCUGCCAUUCAAGUAUUCGUCGGCGAUAAAAUGGCCACGGUGGCCCAUCUGGUGGGUCCAGAUACCCUCGGGACCGACGAAACCAGAUUAGGACUUGCGGAAGAUCUGAGGAAUAAGCCCUACCGAGCAAUGCUGAUCAAAGACAACGAUGGGGAUUGGGGUAUUUGCACUGCCGCUUGGCUUGGAAUGAAGGCUGGAACUCCGGGAAUUCCUGCCUCCAGAGGACGAAGAGGCGUCCCAGGGGUUCCAGGGAAGCCUGGAUAUUUCAAGAUGUACUUCUUUAACCUGAGAACUAAAGAGCACAAAAGCAUCGUGUUUCCGGAGAAUUUCACCGCGGUUUCAGGACACAAAUACAGAUUCACCCUUCCAAACCUCUUCGUGGACCUCGAGAAAGGGUCCAUGGUUAUCACACCGCCCAAUCACAUUACCAGUACCAGCGCCGUCCCCAAUGGACAUCAUGGGAAAGCUGCGGCCAAAGAGCCCGCCACUCCCAAGCCGUAUGAAAUGGCUCAACAAGUCACUUUGGCGUUCGCCACAUCACUCCUCUAUCUCAUGGUCCAACCUCACCCUGCCAAUUUCGAAGACGAAGACUCCAAAAAGAUCAUCAUGACUGCCAACGAUGGAGUCAGAAUCCGCCCCAUGUUCCUCGAGUGCGCUCAACUGGCAUUUCUCACCUACUGCGGUUGGAAAUUUCGAAAUGAAAUCCCCACCAACAGCACUUUGAAGAACGUCUGUGGCCAAGGGGCGGCUGCCGGCUGCAUGGCCGAUAUUAGUAUUGUGGGCGGGGCCUUGAUCAUGGCCGAUGCUUCUAUGGGAGGCCAAGUUGGUUGUGACGUGGGCGGUUGUGGAGGCUGUGGGGGUUGCGGGAGUGGUGGCCUAGGCGCUGCAGGUGGUAACGGGUUCUUUGAUGGCGGUGGAUAUGCUGGCAUGGAAGGUGGAGGCUGGUCGGAAUGGGCCGGAGGCGGGGGAGGAUCUUUUGGUGAUGGCGAUGGAGGUGAUGGAGGAGGAGAUGGGGGUGGAGGUGGAUGCGGAGGUUGUGGAGGCUGUGGAGGCUGA